AUGUUUAAUGGCAGCGCUUAUGUGGCAUUACACACUUCUCAUCAGAGGGCAUUGUGUGUAAUGGAGGAAAUUCUUAAUAUUACGAUACACCACAGUGGUCAAUUUGUUAGUGAGGACUUGAGUGUGUAUGAAGGAGGUGAGAUUGCUGAUUUGAGAGUAGAUGCUGAUAUGUGGGGUUAUUUUGAGUUAUUGGGUGCUAUUAAGGAACUAGGUUACCCAGCCAUAGAGAAGAUAUACUAUAAGGAUCCAACUGCUGGAAUGAAUCUGUUGUUUGAUGACAAAGGGGCCUUAGAGAUUGCUGAUCUAUAUAGGGUUCAUUUACGUGUUGAAGUCUUUAUUCAACACCCAUUGUCACAGCCUGAGUAUGUUGAUGAGAGUGAAGUUAUUUUAGAUGAGAUACCCCUGAAUGUAAUGGAAGAUGAUGCAGUUAGACAAAAUGAGGUAAGUGAGGAUGCUGUUGGACAGAAGGAGGCAAGUGAAGAUGUUGUUAUACAGAAGGAUAUACAGAAGGAGGCAAUUGAAGAUGUUGUUGGACAGAAGGAGGCAAGUGAAGAUGUUGUUAUACAGAAUGAGGCAAGUGAAGAUGAUGUUGGACAGAAGGAGGCAAGUGAAAAUGCUGUUGGACAGAACGAUGAUGAUAGUUCUGAUGAUGAUAGCUCUGAUGAUAGUAGCUUUUCGUAUGAUAGUGCAAAGGAGGUUGUAUUUGAUGAUGAAACUGAUGACUGUGAUACUGACUUGGAAGAGGAAGAAGGUAUGGCAGAAGUAACUGAUCUCUGUGAAACUGAACCAAAUAAAGAAGAUAGUAAAGGAAGUGAUAAAGGAAGUGAUAAUGAAAGUGAGGAUCUUGUAAGUGAUUGUGAUAGUGAAGAUAGCAAUACUACCAAGAGAAAGAAGUAUCCCAUUUUCAAGCUUCUAAAGGAUAUGUCCAAUUACAAAUGGGAAGUGGGUACAUAUUUUAGUACAAAAGAAGAUAUCAAGGAAGCAGUUACCUCUUAUGCAGUCCAAUCUGGCAGAAAUUUAAAGUACAUCAAAAAUGACAAGAUAAGGGUUAGGGUUAGGUGUAAGGAUGGAUGUGAAUGGGAAGGUUAUUGGGAUAAGUUGGAUGUUGAGGAUACUUGGCAACUAAGAAAGGUGAUAGACACCCAUAGUUGUAGUAGAGAAUAUCAUGUGAAGUUGUUGAAGACUAAAUGGCUUAGCAAGAGGUUGCAGAAUGCACUUAAAACCAACCCUAGAUUGAAGCUUAAGGACAUUAAGGAAAAGGUGCAGAGGAAGUGGAAUGUGGGGGUCAACAAAACCAAGGCUAUAAGGGCUAGGUUUGCAGCAAGAGACAUGGUUGAUGGGUCAUUCUUAGGGGAUUAUACAAGGAUUUAUAACUAUGCACAUGAGUUGUUAAGAUCUAACCCAGGGUCAACUGUGAAAGUACAUGUCCAACCAGCUCAAGAAGGUAGUGUGUUCAGAAAUUACACUUCAAAAGGAUUUACAUAUGCUUGGCAGCUUGUAAGGAAAGCUUCAGGUGGAAGAGAAGAGUGUCUCACAUACACUUUUAUUUCUGAUCAACAAAAGGGAUUAUUGCCUGCAAUGGAGGAACUGCUGCCUACAGUUGAACAAAGAUUCUGUGUUAGGCAUCUCUACAACAACUUUAGGAAGAGAUUUCCAGGAAAAAACUAA
Molecule: messenger RNA, 1668 nt
Organism: Vicia faba (fava bean)
Lineage: Eukaryota; Viridiplantae; Streptophyta; Magnoliopsida; Fabales; Fabaceae
Source: the annotation of a GenBank genome assembly